Messenger RNA from Photinus pyralis (common eastern firefly), 3161 nucleotides. It is a transcript of the gene mldr, whose product is annotated as mitochondrial ribonuclease P catalytic subunit. Gene Ontology annotation, molecular function: protein binding; ribonuclease P activity. Gene Ontology annotation, cellular component: mitochondrial ribonuclease P complex; mitochondrion. Gene Ontology annotation, biological process: tRNA 5'-leader removal; mitochondrial tRNA 5'-end processing. The coding region runs from base 92 to 1657 and encodes 521 amino acids. The record is from RefSeq and is a predicted model, not a curated record. Lineage: Eukaryota; Metazoa; Arthropoda; Insecta; Coleoptera; Lampyridae. The transcript is spliced from 8 exons.
AGAAUAGCCACAGCAUGUUUUUGGCUGAAACAUAACCUACACCUUUUUAAAAUUUGGAAAUAGAAACUAUUGUUUUAAAAAAAAUAGUGCUAUGAAUAUCAACGUUUUGAGAAGUUUCGAAAAAACGAUAUUUAAUUUGUGCAAUAUUUACCGUUUUACAUGCGUGCGUUCAUCCACCAAUGCUUCCAUUCGGCACCCAAAAAUUGAAAAGGAAAAUAAAUCUUUAACCGAAGACUUCGUUCCCAACACAAUAUUAAACAAACGGAUAAAAACCGCACACGAUUGGGAAGAUGUGAGGCACAAACUUUUAACUUCUAGUAAACAAAUUUCGCAAAAAACGAUCGAUUCUAUAAUAUUGAGUGUGUGUAUAUCGGCUAAGAAUUAUGACCUCGGUUUUGCAUACAUUGACUUCCUGAAGCAACAAAAAGUCAAUUUGGGUUUAGCUACAGUUGGGAAGUAUUUUAAAUUAUUUUAUUUAGCUAAUUGUGGAAAUGCGGCGAUUAGGAACGAAGACGAAAUUUAUAGUUUAUAUAAAUCGAUGAGGGCACAGUUUAAGGUCUUUGAUGCUGUUUCGUGCGAGAACAUCAUUCAUGCCCUUUCAAUUACUCGCUACUGGCGAGAAUGUCUGCAACUUUUGGAUGAAAUGAGAAUAACUUGUGAUCCCAAUAGGCCUACUUAUAGUGUGAUAGCAGCUGCUUGUUUUCGAAAUGGAGCAGAAGAUCUGGGUUGGCAAUUUUUAAAUGAAUGUGCCAAUAGCGGAAAUCCUCCACUAAGUGUGGCAUACUUAGCCUACAUCGAUGCAUAUGAACACAACGAGCCUCUCAAACGAAUGGAAGUGCUGUUUUCCUUUUUUAGACAGUACGAGAUUGAGUGUGAUAUACAAGUGGCAAACAGGCUGAUCGGCUUGUACCAAAAUUUAAACUUGAAUGCAAAACAUACAAGUUUCUAUAAUAGUGCCAAGUGUAAAAAUUGUCGUACUACGCUUAGAAAAUCAGAACUGACCGAAAGUGAGUUCGAAGCACUCAAAGAUGCAAUUUUUAAAAACAUAAUAGUGGGAUCAAAUGUCUUUUAUAAGUCUACACCUGCAGAAUUAGAACAGUUUAAACAAUUUACGGCUAACAUGAAAAGUUAUGACGUAGUUAUUGAUGGGUUAAACGUAGCCUACACUGUGGGUACAAAGCAGUCACCGCAUGUGCUUUCAUUUUUCGUGAAAUCGGUAGUGAAACACUUUGUAGAUCAAAAUAAAACUGUUCUGUUACUCGGUAGAACGCACAUGAACACUUGGCCAAAAAGUAACUGGGCGUACGUAACUGAACAUUGUGACACUUUCCUAACUCAGUCGCUGUCGCAAGAUGAUCCUUACCUUCUGUAUUGUGCCCUCCAUUGUGGUGUUAAUACGAUUAUUGUGUCAAGGGAUCUUAUGCGUGGUCAUGUCUUUAAACUUGCGGAUGUAAAAUUAAAAACGUCAUUCAACCGUUGGCUUGUACAAAAUCAGUAUCAGUUGUUGUACGUUAACAGUCAGGGGAAGGUGAAUUUUAAGUAUCCCCUUCCCUAUACUAGGAGUGCACAGAUGUCAAAUGGUAUUUGGCACCUUCCAUUAGCUGAUGAUGGGGGAAACAGUAAUAUGUGGAUGUGUUUGACAAGUAAAGCAUCCUAAUAUAUGUAGUACAUAUGUGUCUUACUUUUGAAAAUUCCAUUUUGAUCGUUUACCGUCCCCUGGAUUUUGGUUCAAUUUUUAGAUUCUUAAGGGGGGGGAUUGGAAUCCGAGCCCAGUAAUGGCGGGUCUAGCGUAUAUUUUGUUCGUUGUGUUUUGAAAAGUGUAGAUAUUUAUAGAUCAUUUUAUUCUUUCUUGUACUAAAACUACCUUGAAAACGCACAAAAUUGCACUUUAAGCAUGCUAUUUGGGCUCGUAUUUGGGAGUACCACUAGACUAUUCUUGCCAUUUCCUAACACAACUUUGGCACAAAUGCUCCACAGUUACAUUGUAAUAGGUGGUCACUUUUUAGGGUUUUUGUUAAAUUAACAAAAUUGCUAGCAUAGGAAAUGUUAUGUGUCCCGCUUCAUAAUGCAAGAGAACAGAACUAAUAUUCGAAAAAUAAAAUACCAAGCACAUGACGAAAAUACAGGAUUUGUAUUGGUUAAGAGGGCUACGCUUCCAGAAGAAUUGCGUUCAGAAAAAGGGGAUUCGUUUCGUACUUGGAAUGGAAUCCAGCGUGGUAUUUAAGUAAAAAUCUGGUGGGAGAACGGAAUUCUUACUAAAAUUUUGGAAAAUCCUAUCCCGGUCGAGCGCUACUUUUUUCGAUCGCGUAUUAAUUCUUUGGCCGAACCUUCGGUGCAUAUUUACAUAUUGUGAACGCAAAAGAGUUACAGAUCACGUAAAAUUUCAUUAGCAAUUAAAAGUCAUAUAACCACAGUGUGUGGGAGAAUCGUUGUCCUCGUAACCGUAGACAGUGUCGCCAUUCUUAACGUGUUGACCGGUUGCGUUCAAAUUUCGCUACGACUUGCCAGCAGAAAUAACACUUGGCUGGUUUAUGCAGCAAGAGAACUUAAUUGCGUAUUGAUACGCAAGCGAACAUUUUUCGUUUCGGUGCAUAUUUGGAUCAAGGUGUACGUGUUUAAAUAAGUUGUUACUAUGAAAGUGUUUAGGGUCUAAGGUGCAAAACUUUCCAUUGUGUCAGAUUUUUAAUGGCCAGUUACAUAAAAACUAAUUUAUUAAUCAGAGUUGUGCAUCCAACUUGUUUAUAUGAAGUGCGAACAAAGCGGCUACCGGUAAAAAGGGGUACAUUUAUACAUUGCGGAACAUCGGUAAUUUAUUACUGUGAAUAAGUCAACGUUCAGCCAAUUAAAUCAAAGUAAGCCUGAAACACGGUUUAUUCCUGAAUCAAAUUUCGUGUGCUACCUUUCGAUAUUAAUUUUCAACAAGCAACCCAAUUCAACCGAUGGUACAAGAGGUCCAUUCGAAUUGCCUAAGAGGUUCCACUAUCCAAUUUUCCAAAUUGCUGCUGCAGAAAAUUUCAACGCAUCGAUAAAAUGAGCUAAAAUGCCUAUAUGGAGAGGGUGCUAUAAGCAAAAAAAGCAGUCUGCAAUCAAAAACCAAAGUUCCAUUGGGUAGCAAAGCAAUCUAGUACACAUAGGUACCUAUCAAAAACAGAAAUUCUUUG